AAACAGGUUUCGCUUAGGAAGUAACUAAACAGCACUCAGAGAAGUAAGGGAAUAAGAGAGCACAAGUCAACAUAUAACCAUGCAGAGCCCAGCAUCUAGAGGCCGCACAUUGUCAGAAGAGCAGUUUUCAUGCUCCAUUUGUCUAGAAGUUUUUGUGGAGCCUGUCUCAACGCCAUGUGGACAUAGCUUUUGCAAGGCUUGCCUGCAGGGCUUCUGGAACCACAGCAACAAGAUCCUGUGCCCAAUGUGCAAGAAGACCUUCUCCAAAAAACCCGAGCUAUGUGUGAACCGUGUUCUUGCUGAGAUUGCAGAGCAGUUCCAAGGCAUUUCUGUUGCUCAAGUGGCGGGUGCUGAAGGGGUGGCUUCACCAAAACCUGAAAAAAAAGAUGAGGACAGCGGUGAGUACGCCAAAUCCGGUGAUAUUCCAUGCGAUGCCUGCAUUGGGAGAAAGCUGAAGGCCUUGAAGUCUUGCUUAAGUUGUCCAGGAUCCUUCUGCGAAGGCCACCUGCGGCAGCACAAAAAGGUGAAGGCAAUGGCUAAGCACAAGCUAGUGGAACCUAUCCAUCACCUGCAGGAAAAGGUGUGUAAAAAGCACGAGCGCCUCUUGGAUGCCUACUGUCGCAAGGAGCAUGUGUGCGUGUGCCGAGAGUGCGCCGAGGUUGCACAUAAGUCACACAAUAUAAUCUCAGUGGAACGUGAAUAUAAGAAGCUAUCGAAUCAACUGGAGAUGAGACGAUCUGAGCUGAAACAUCUGAUUAAAGACAGAGUCAAGAAACUGGAAGAGAUCAAGCAGUCCAUUGCAGUUAUCAAAUCGAGCAGUCAGCGGGAGAUAGAGGAGAGCUGGGCUGUGUUCGCUGAGCUGCAAAGGCUGCUGGAGCAAAGUCAGGCCCAAUUGGUGGAACAUAUCACAUACCGGCAGAAGCUGGCUGAGGAGCAGGCACGAGAUUUGGCUAGCCGUCUGGAGCAUGAGCUUAACAUGCUCAAAAACAGGAGCAGUGACCUGGACGUCCUCGCAAAUACCCAGGACAAAGUGCUCUUCCUGCAGCUCUUGCCCAGUCUUCCUCCCCCACCUGAACCAAGUGACUGGACAGGUGUGUCUGUGAACACUGACUUGUACCUGGGCACUAUCAGGAAGUCUGUCUCUUCACUCAUAGAGAAGUUCCAGGAAGAGAUGAAGCAUCUGUAUGGGAAAGAACUGAAAAAAAUGCAGAGUUACACAAGCGAGGUGCUUUUGGACCCAUCUACAGCACAGCGAAACCUGGUUGUUUCUGAGGAUGGUCGUCAGGUUUAUUAUGAAGAGGGCCGGAAAGGCUCAUCCCAGUCAGACAACCCGCGUCGCUUCAGCCCGGCCCUGUUUGCCCUUGCUCGUGAAGGCUUCUUCUCUGGUAGGCACUACUGGGAAGUGGACAUGGGUCGGAAGACAGCAUGGACCCUGGGAGUGGCUCUGGCAUCUGCUCGACGCAAAGGAGAUAUCCGUCUCAAUCCUGAAGGUGGUUUCUGGUGCUUAUGGCUAAAAAACAGUGAGGUAAAAGCUCUGGCCUCAAGCAGGAUUCCUCUUCAACUGGCCACGCUGCCACAGAAGGUGGGUAUCUACUUGGACUUUGAGGGAGGACAGGUUUCAUUCUAUGAUGUAAAGGCACAGUCUCACCUUUACACAUUCAUGGACACGUUUGAUGAAGGUGUGUACCCUAUUUUUAGCCCAUGUGGCAAUCAAGAGGGAAUAAAUUCAGGAGUGCUGUCCAUCACAUCUGUAAAACAUAAACUGGAGUCAGCUGUGUCGCCUGUCACUGCAGUACAACACUCGCUUUACACAAGGGCCUCUCCGCAGUUCCAGCUUCCUGGAAUGGCUUCUCCUACAAGCAUGCUAGCAGAAGAGCAGGUCCAUUGUUCCAUCUGCUUGGAUGUCUUCACCAAUCCAGUGUCCAUCCCCUGUGGCCACAACUUCUGCAUGGCCUGCAUUAGAGGCUACUGGAGGACCAGUUCCUUCUUCAUGUGCCCCAUGUGCAAAAAAACCUUUUUCAAGCAGCCAGACAUUAGCAUCAACACAGUGCUACGUGAGAUUGCAGAGCAGUUCAAGGAAAUGAGAAUAAGGCCUUUGCUACAGCUGCAACAUGAGUCAGAGGAGCUACCAGAAGAGCUGCACUGGGAUAUACCAGAAUUGAUUCCACCAAGUGGGUCUUUGAUUGAGGGGGUGUGUUGUGAUGUCUGUACUGGAUCUCAGAAACGGGCUGUGAAGUCCUGCCUGGUGUGCCUCACUUCAUAUUGUGAGGAACAUCUAAAGACCCACACAUCAAGAUUCACUAAACACAAACUGAUCGAGCCAGUGCAGAAUUUGGAAGACCGCAUGUGUAAGAAGCACGAGAGGCUCCUGGAACUGUUUUGUAAGAAAGAUCAGAUCAUGGUGUGUGUGCUAUGUACAGAGAUGGACCACAGGGCACAUUACACCGUGCCAGUUGAACGAGAAUGGAGUGAGAAAAAGGCUCUGCUGAGAAAAACAGAAGCAGAGGUUCAGCAAAUGAUCCAGGAACGACUUAAGAAGGUGGAGGACAUCAAACACUCCAUCAAUCUGAACAAAGAAAGUGCUCUUAGGGAAAUUGAAGACAGUGUGCAGGUGUUCACAAACUUGGUCCGUAUGGUUCAAAAAGCCCAGGCCGAGCUUGUUCUCUCCAUAGAAGAGAAGCAGAGGAAAACAGCAUGCCGGGCUCAGGAACUCAUCGAGGAACUAGAACAGGAGAUCGCUAUGCUGAAGACAAGAAACAGUGACAUUGAUAAUCUUGCUCACACUGAUGACCACAUUUACUUUCUACAGAAUCUAUCAUCUCUAAUCACAUAUCCACAAACUAAAGACUGGUCUGAGGUCCAUGUGUCUACAGAUCAGUGUUUGGGGACAAUCCGGAGAGCUGUUUCCAAAUUGGAGGAAACCCUAACAGAAGAGAUAGGGAAACUUGCAGAAACUGAGCUGAAGACUGUUCAGAAGUACUUAAUGGACGUGACCCUUGAUCCGGACACAGCCAAUCCUUGGCUGCAGCUCUCUGAGGACAGGCGACAGUUGCGUCACCUGGGGUCAUGGCAAGACCUGCCUGACACACCAGAGCGUUUUGACACAGUGGUCAUAACCCUAGGCUGUGAAGGUUUCAACUCUGGUCGGCAUUACUGGGAGGUCCAAGUGGGUGAAAAGGACGACUGGUAUCUAGGUGUUGCCAGAGCUUCUGUCAAAAGAAAAGGGCGCAUUGCUAUAAGCACGAGUCAAGGCUAUUGGGCAUUGGCUAUGAAGAAGGGACAGGAGUACAGAGUCUCCUCAUCCCCACCUCUUAUUCUGCCUGUCAAUACCAAGCUAAAAAGAGUGGGUAUCUAUGUGGACUAUGAAGAGGGGCAAGUGUCCUUUUAUGAUGCAAUGUCAAAAAGUCACAUCUAUACUUUCAUGGACUCGUUCCAAAAGAAAAUUUAUCCAUUCUUCUACCUGUACUGCUGUGAUAAGGUCUCAGACAUAGUCAGCAUCUGUCCAGUGAUGGAGAUAACACACAACAAGCAGAGCUGAACAUUAAGUACGUUUGAACAAGUUUAAAUUGAAUUUUUGGAUUUUUUUUUUUUUUUAAACAUAAACUUCCUAGUGGUUGUCUUUCUUGUUUUAUGAAAGAGUUGAUAUGAUGUUUUUGUGCUUUAAACUGACACCUAGUGGCUGAAGUGUAGUGAAGCAUCGUUAUCACCCCUGUUAUUGGAAUUUGUGUGCCUAGAAGUGUCAAUAACCUAACAAUAAUAAUAACUCAGUACUUAAUAUCAAUAAGGGUCAGUAAGUGAAAGGGAUGAUUUUAAAGCCAAGUUUUUAAUAUUGAGCAAAUAAAAAUGUUUUAAAUGUAUGUUAUGGGAUUGGGUUUCGCAGUAUCUCCUUCCAGUACCAACCAACCGACUUAUUUUCACAGAUGCUGGCAACUGACAAUUAGUGUAAUCAAUGAUUGUUAGGCCUUCAGUGACACAGAGUAAUGAUUAAACAUCCCAGUGCUGUUGUGCUAUAUAUCAACACUCAUGAAACGCCUCACAUCCAAUCAGAUUACUCAGGCGGAACUGACUGCUGUAUAAAUAACUAUUAGCUAGUUAGUUGGUUAUACUAAUAAUAUAAAAUCUGCAAUUAAAUUACAGUAUUUGGCUAAAA
This is a messenger RNA of Clarias gariepinus (North African catfish), 4150 nucleotides long. RefSeq lists its product as uncharacterized. Gene Ontology annotation, molecular function: protein binding; zinc ion binding. Lineage: Eukaryota; Metazoa; Chordata; Actinopteri; Siluriformes; Clariidae. The coding region runs from base 80 to 3538 and encodes 1152 amino acids. The record is from RefSeq and is a predicted model, not a curated record. The transcript has 14 exons.